Molecule: messenger RNA, 1305 nt
Organism: Mixia osmundae IAM 14324
Lineage: Eukaryota; Fungi; Basidiomycota; Mixiomycetes; Mixiales; Mixiaceae
Exons: 7
Coding region: 51-1199 (382 amino acids)
Biological process (GO): aromatic amino acid biosynthetic process
Cellular component (GO): cytoplasm
Molecular function (GO): 3-deoxy-7-phosphoheptulonate synthase activity
Source: RefSeq, a predicted model, not a curated record
CACGUUUUUCUUGCCGGACACAGAUUUGCACGUCUUGCCGGCCUCACAUCAUGACGGCCAUAGGCAGACAAGCGAGCAGUCCACUCGACGCCUACGACGAUCUGAACGUGUCUGGCUACGACCCUUUGCUUCAGCCGGCCUUGCUCAAGUCUGAAAUCCCACUGUCGGAUGCAUCCAAAACGACAAUUGCGCUCGCUCGUCGGGCGGCCAACGACAUCAUCGCAGGCGAAGACAACAGGGUCAUCGUCAUCGUUGGACCUUGCUCCAUACACAGCCCAGAACAAGCGCUAGAGUAUGCACGACUGCUCAGAGCAAAGAUCGAUAGCUGGCCCAACCUGCUCAUCAUCAUGCGUGCCUACUUCGAAAAGCCGAGGACGACAGUCGGCUGGAAGGGCCUCAUAAACGAUCCCAAUCUUGAUGGAAGCUUCAUGAUCAACAAGGGUCUCCGCGUCGCGCGCCAGCUGCUUUGCGACUUGACAGAGCUCGGUCUGCCUGUCGGCUGCGAAUUACUUGACACCAUCAGCCCACAAUUUUUGUCAGACUGCAUCUCUUGGGGCGCAAUCGGCGCACGCACGACAGAAAGUCAGCUGCAUCGAGAGCUAGCAUCGGGCAUGUCGUUCCCCAUUGGCUUCAAGAAUGGCACAGACGGCGGUGUGACGGUAGCGGUAGAUGCCAUGCGCGCAGCCUCACAUCCUCACGCUUUCAUGGGUAUCACCUCUUCGGGACUAGCAUCCAUCGUCAAGACACGGGGAAACCCAGCAGUCCACAUCAUCCUCCGAGGCGGUUCUUCAGGGACGAACUACGCCCCGAGCGAUAUCGCAAAGACGAAGACAGCGUCUGCGAAAGCGCGACCGACGUUCCAUCCUUCCAUCAUGGUCGAUUGUUCCCAUGGCAAUUCACUCAAGGAUCAUCGCAAUCAGGCCAAAGUCAAUGCUGCCAUUUGCGAGCAGCUUCGUGCGGGCGAAGAUGCCAUUACAGGCGUCAUGAUCGAAUCUCACCUGGAAGAAGGCAGACAAGAUGUGCCUACCGAAGGCCCGUCCGGCCUCAAGCGCGGCGUCUCUAUCACCGACGCAUGCGUCAAUUUCGUUACCACUGUACAGCUCCUCAGCGAUUUGAACGAGGCUGUCGGCGUUCGCAAUUCGGCUAGCAAACAAAAGCAUGCAAACGGACAUGCAAAUGGCAACGGAACAGCGCACUAAUGGCAUGCUACUGCGACGAGAUCGACGAGAGCGUCUAAGUCAUCGCAUGCUUGUACGAAUGACAUGCAGCUCUGUACAACCUACAAUGAGACUUCUAUUUCGAAAC